AUGUCAAAUAAUAGUGAUAAUAAUAAUAAUAAAUAUGGUGAUAAAGUAUACUAUAUAAAAAUUGUUAUAGUAGGGGAUGAUGGAAGUGGUAAAACCUGUUUAAUUUAUAGAUUGGCUGAAAAUAAAUUUCCUCAAGAUUAUAUUCCAACAAUAUAUGGUGGUUACGUUGGGGAAUUUCAAUUUGGUCCAAAUAAAGUACAAUUAGCACCAUGGGAUACAUGCGGGUUAGAAGAUCAAAAUAAACUAAGACCUCUUUCUUAUGAUCAUACCAAUUGUUUUGUUUUAUGUUUUUCGAUAUCAAAUAGAGAAUCAUUUAAUAGAUGUUUAGAUUUUUGGUACCCUGAAAUUCAAAGAUUUUGUCCAAAUACUCCAAUAGUUUUAGUUGGAACCAAAUCAGAUGUUUAUAAUAAUCCAAAUUAUGUUAAAGAACAAUUGGUUACAAAUAGCGAAGGUGUAGAAAUGGCUAAUAAAAUCAAAGCAGUACAAUAUAUAGAAACCUCAUCAUUAGAUAAUAUAAAUAUAAUGAAAGUUUUUGAAACUGCUUCUUUUCUUUCAAUUGAAAAUCUUAAUAGUAAUAAUAAUAAAAAUAAAUAUAAUAAUAAUAAUAAAGAUGUUAAUAUGGAAAACAAUAAAAGAUGUAUUAUUAAUUAA
Dictyostelium purpureum is the source of this 651-nucleotide messenger RNA. RefSeq lists its product as uncharacterized. The coding region runs from base 1 to 651 and encodes 216 amino acids. The record is from RefSeq and is a predicted model, not a curated record. Gene Ontology annotation, biological process: small GTPase-mediated signal transduction. Gene Ontology annotation, molecular function: GTPase activity; GTP binding. Lineage: Eukaryota; Evosea; Eumycetozoa; Dictyosteliales; Dictyosteliaceae. The transcript has 2 exons.